Molecule: messenger RNA, 1302 nt
Organism: Cryptomeria japonica (Japanese cedar)
Lineage: Eukaryota; Viridiplantae; Streptophyta; Pinopsida; Cupressales; Cupressaceae
Product: putative UPF0481 protein At3g02645
Exons: 1
Coding region: 1-1302 (433 amino acids)
Source: RefSeq, a predicted model, not a curated record
AUGGUUUGUAAACGGGAAGCUUAUAUUCCUUCCACUGUAUCAUUAGGACCUUACAACCACUUUUGCAAUACACUGAAUGAACAUAAACAAGAAGCAGUUCGUAGAAUGGUGACAAGGAUCAACAGAGAUGGGGCUUUUUUGGUGAAAGAGAUACACGGGUUGGAGAGAGAUAUCAGAGAGUGCUACGAUGAAAAAAUAAACUGCGAUGUAGAAACUUUGUGCUGCUUGAUGGUAUAUGAUGCUUGUUUUAUUCUUGAAUUCUUUAGAUGUUCAGGGAGAACAAGGGUUCAGAAUCCCCAAGGUUGUUUUAGCCUUGUUUUUCAAAAUAAGGAUUACAAGAAUUCAAUGUAUAAUGAUAUAUUAAGUGACAUUAUGAAGUUGGAAAAUCAGGUUCCUCUGAAUGUUCUCAUCGCUAUACUCCGAUUGGAGUUUGAUCCUGCAAUACCAGAGUUAGCUAAACUGUUGAGUAACUCCGAACUAUUCAAAGGAUUUCCUUUCUAUUCCUCAUUACCAGAUGAUGGUGAUGUAAAAUUAAAGCUGGAGGAACUUAUGGAGAAAAAUCCAUAUCAUUUACUGGAUCUGUAUAGAAUGGUUAUUAACGAUAUAUUAAAACCAUCAAGCUUGGAAUCGGAUACUCCUAGUAGAUCUGGUUGGAUGCAAUUACCUUGUUCUCCCAAUGAGAGGUGCUUUAUCCCAGAUGCUGAAUCUCUCGAUGAGAAAAGGUCUACCCCUUGUGCUCAAAAAUUACAGAAUGCUGGUAUUGAAUUUGAACCAGGCAAAAUCCGAUUUAAAAGGAGCAAGUUAGGAAUCAGUAUGGUUUCCCUUCCUCAAAUCACAGUGAAUUACAUGACAGAAAUAUAUUUGCGGAACCUGAUGGCUUAUGAAGAGUGUCAAAGGUGCUCAUGGAAUCCGAAACCGACAGUAAUUUCAAAUUAUAUACGUCUCUUAGAUAUCUUUAUCAAUUCAGAGAAAGAUGUUUCUGUGCUUCGAGAUGCUAGAGUCAUUAAGAGCUUCGUUGGCUGUGAUGAAGAUAUAGUUAAAAUGUUCAACCAUCUUACGAUUGGAAUCACAGUUGGUCCCCUAGAUUGUGAUACUGCGGUAACGAUCAACCGGCUUGGAUCAAUUCGUGAAUAUGAAGAUGUAUUGAGACAGGUGAGAGAACAUUACAACAGCAAAUGGAACGUGUGGAUAGGCCAGUUUAGGGAAGAGCAUUGUUCAAAUCCACUGUAUGCUCUCUCUUUCUUGGCGGCGACAGGUCUUUUGGUUAUGACCAUUAUUCAAACUGUUUAUGCAAUGAAGUAG